ACCCCUGCAACUGCGCAUGCUCACCUUGGCUGAGGACGCCGAGGCUGACGGGGACGCUCUGUCCGGGCUCGCACUAUGAUGCUGUUCCAAUCCAGUCUAGUGUGGUGUUAUGCUCCUGUUCAUCCCCAUCAAUGGUGAGGAACCAAGCAGAUACCAGCACUCCAUCUGUCAUUUCCACCUGUGGCAGCAGACAGGGAUCUAACAUGGAGGGCACUGCAGCUGAAUCAAGAUCUAGUUCAAACUCCUUGCAGCAACAUACAGGACAGCAGCCUUCACAGCCUCGAAAGAAACGACCUGAUGACUUCAAAUUUGGGAAAAUUCUGGGUGAAGGAUCUUUUUCAACGGUUGUCUUGGCUCGAGAAUUGGCAAGUUCUAGAGAAUAUGCCAUUAAAAUUCUAGAAAAACGUCAUAUCAUAAAAGAAAACAAGGUGCCAUAUGUGACACGAGAGAGAGAUGUAAUGUCCCGCCUGGAUCACCCUUUUUUUGUGAAACUCUACUUCACCUUUCAGGAUGAUGAAAAGCUAUAUUUUGGGCUUAGCUAUGCCAAAAAUGGAGAGCUGCUAAAGUAUAUACGCAAAAUUGGCUCAUUUGAUGAGACUUGUACCAGGUUUUACACCGCUGAAAUUGUAUCAGCCCUGGAAUAUUUGCAUGGGAAAGGAAUAAUUCACAGGGACCUUAAGCCAGAGAACAUCUUGCUAAAUGAAGAUAUGCACAUUCAAAUAACAGACUUUGGAACAGCAAAAGUAUUAUCUGCAGAUAGCAGACAAGCACGAGCAAACUCAUUUGUAGGGACGGCACAGUAUGUUUCUCCAGAACUGCUGACAGAGAAAUCUGCCUGUAAAAGCUCUGACCUCUGGGCUCUGGGAUGUAUAAUAUAUCAGCUUGUAGCUGGAUUGCCUCCAUUUAGAGCUGGAAAUGAAUAUCUUAUAUUCCAGAAGAUAAUAAAGUUGGAAUAUGACUUUCCAGAAAAAUUUUUUCCCAAGGCAAAAGACCUUGUUGAAAAGCUAUUGGUUCUAGAUGCGACCAACAGAUUAGGUUGUGAAGAAAUGGGAGGAUAUGGACCUCUUAAGGCUCACGCCUUCUUUGAAUCCAUUGUGUGGGAGAACCUACAUCUUCAGACACCCCCAAAACUUACAGCGUAUUUACCUGCUAUGUCAGAGGAUGAUGAAGACUGUUAUGGAAAUUAUGACAAUCUUCUGAGUCAGUUUGGUUGCAUGCAAGUUUCUGGUUCUGCCUCUUCCCAUUCACUGUCUGCUCCAGAGACAAGUACACCACAGACAUCAGGAGGAAAUAUUGAACAGUAUAUUCAUGAUCUUGACAACAAUUCCUUUGAGCUGGACUUACAGUUUUCUGAAGAUGAAAAGAGGUUACUUCUGGCAAAACAAGCUGGUGGAAAUCCCUGGCAUCAGUUCGUAGAAAAUAACUUAAUCCUAAAAAUGGGUCCAGUGGACAAAAGAAAGGGAUUGUUUGCACGUCGGCGCCAAUUGCUGCUCACAGAAGGGCCCCACCUGUAUUAUGUGGAUCCUGUCAACAAAGUUCUAAAAGGAGAAAUUCCAUGGUCUUUAGAGUUGCGGCCAGAAGCCAAGAAUUUUAAGACAUUUUUUGUUCACACACCAAACAGGACAUAUUACCUGAUGGACCCGAGUGGGAAUGCUCAUAAAUGGUGCAAAAAGAUACAUGAAGUUUGGCGGCACAGAUACCACCAGAAUGCUGCUAAAUAGUAAAGCUCAUCCAAAAUUUCCCAGUUUCCCUACUUGCUGCUAGAACUCCGUGUGCAGCCGAUCAGAGGAAUCUUUUCAACCCACCUGUUACCAUCUCAAGGGGAAGCAUAUGUCUGAAAUGUUCUGUUUUUUUUUUUUUUUAAAAAGGAAAAAAAAGAAAAGCAAAAACCUAAUGGAAUUCAGGGUCGCUUUGCUCGCUCUUUGUGCUUCUGUUGAGGCUUCCACAUGCAUAUCAUUGCAGUGAAGAUCUUGCUUUUGUGCACUUCAGCUCAAUUUCUGCUGCAGACUAGUGGAUAGACCUUGCAUUACCAGCUUCACUUAAGAUGAGUUAAAACCAAUCCACACGCACACAUGCCGAAUCAUGUACCAGCCUUGCAUUUUAUGGGGCUGGAGUUUUCUGUGACUUUCAGAUUAUCAUUAAACUGUAUUUCAUCAGGGAGCUUUUAUAUGCCUCUCCUAAGCACCACCUCUUUGUUUUCUCUUCCUUUCUUCACAGUCCCCCAGCUUAUUGGUAUAUGGCAUUUAUAGCCAGGUCAGUUGCACCGUUGUGUAAUUCCUAAUAUAGUUCUGGUUGCAGGAUUUACGUGGUACUUUAGUAAUUAUGUGAAUGAAUCAGAUGUAUGUGUCUGGCAGACAGGCUCCAAUGAUACAGGUUGUGAGAGAGUAGAAUGCUGAACAUGGCACUGAAAGUUUUCUAAAAUUGAAAUGUUGGCUUCUGAAGCAUAUAAGAUUUUAAACCUUCAAUUUAAAUUUUAAUAUGAAUCAUAUGUGUGUUUAAUCAAGGGACAAUAAACUUACCAGCAUGCUUGUAACUAAUGCUAACUAAAAAAUUAACUAGUUAGUAUGGGGG
Molecule: messenger RNA, 2571 nt
Organism: Pygoscelis adeliae (Adelie penguin)
Lineage: Eukaryota; Metazoa; Chordata; Aves; Sphenisciformes; Spheniscidae
Gene: PDPK1
Product: 3-phosphoinositide dependent protein kinase 1
Exons: 14
Coding region: 132-1721 (529 amino acids)
Biological process (GO): intracellular signal transduction; peptidyl-serine phosphorylation
Molecular function (GO): ATP binding; protein serine/threonine kinase activity
Source: RefSeq, a predicted model, not a curated record